CACCUACGUCAUGAUUUGACCUUUUUCGAGUUCCCAGCUGCCUUGAAAGCCUCCGAGUCAGUACUUUGACAGUGCGACGGUUUGUCCUCGGAGAACAUACGUUUCGCUGUUGCCUUGUUAGGUGCCAAAAACAAGAUGCUCUCUUACAUCAUUGGGCUCAUUCGGAGCAGUAUCGACAACAUCAUCAACCUCAUCCUGAGCCUCUUCCUCUCAAAGAAGAAACCUGCCAUCACCCUAGAGGACCCCAACAUCAAAUAUGCAUUAAAGCUGAUAGAUAAAGAGAUCAUCAGUCAUGACACAAGGAAAUUCCGUUUUGCCCUGCGGGAGAAUGAUCAUGUCCUUGGGCUACCCAUUGGGCAACACAUAUACCUGUCUGCCAAGCCAGAUGGAGUCCUGGUGGUCAGACCGUACACACCUGUGUCUAGUGACGACGACGUAGGCUUUGUAGACCUGGUAGUCAAGAUUUACUACAAGAACGUUAAUCCAAAGUUUCCUGAAGGUGGGAAGAUGAGUCAGUACUUGGAGAGCCUCCGGAUUGGCGACACAAUUGAUUUCAGAGGGCCCAGCGGCCUGCUGGUCUACCAAGGAAACGGGGCUUUUGCCAUCAAGGCAGAAAAAAAGGCGGAGCCUGUGAUCAAAACCUCCAAGAAAGUGGGCAUGAUCGCAGGAGGGACUGGAAUCACUCCCAUGCUGCAGAUCAUCACAGCUAUAAUGAAGGAUCCCCAGGACCAGACUGUGUGUCACCUGCUUUUUGCCAACCAGACUGAGAAGGACAUCUUGCUUCGACCGGAGUUGGAGGAGAUCGCAGCUAAUCAUCCAACCCGAUUCAAGCUAUGGUUCACCCUGGACAGGGCUCCUGAGAAGUGGGAGUACAGCCAAGGCUUCAUCAGUGAAGACAUGGUGAGGGAUCACCUUCCACCCCCUGGAGACGACACUCUCAUCCUCCUGUGCGGACCGCCUCCCAUGAUCCAGUUUGCCUGUAACCCCAACCUGGACAAAGUGGGCCAUGCCAGCAGCCGGAGGUUCACCUUUUAGAAGCCACCCCGGGGGAGGGGUUCCCCAGGGCUCAAUGAUCAGCCACACCCAACAUUUAUAAAAACCUGCUUGAUCAUCUAUUGAAAUCAUUUUGUUCAUCCUUCAGCAGAAUUAGUGUGGACCAUUUUCUGUAAUUUGUUGUGCCUCAAUUUCUAAAACAGAAUCCUGAAAUGAGUGGUGUCCAAAGCAUUUUCUGUUGAUCAACAGGUUUAUCAUUCUGAAUUGAAUCACUGGUAGUUGGGGGAGUAGAAGUUCCUCCUGUCAAACUAAUUGUGACAACCAGAUACUUGUGUACUGAACAAAAUAUAAAUGCAACAUGCAACAACUUCAAACAUUUUACUGAGUUACAGUUCAUCGGAGGUAGGUAAUCAGUUAAUUUAAAUUAUGCCCUAAUCUAUAGAUUUCACAUGACUGGGCACGGGUGGGCCUGGGAUUCAAUCAGAAUGAGUUUUUUUUCCCCCCACGAAAGGGCUUUGUUAAAGACAUACUCAUGGCCUUUUAUUGUCCCCAGCACAAGGUGCACCGUAAUGAUCAUGCUCUUUAAUCAUCUUCUUGAUAUGCCAUACCUGUUAGGUGUAUGGAUUAUCUUGGAAAGGAGAAAUGCUCACUAACAGGGAUGUACUGGUUAACAAAUUUGUACAGAAAAUGAAAAUCAGCUUUUUGUGCACCUGGAACAUUUAUGGGAUCUUUCAAUUCAGCUCAUGAAACCAACACAUUGUUUAUAUUUUUUUUGUUCAGUAUAGUUGUAACUUGACUCGAGUGCCUUCGCAAUUGCCAUCCUUUGGUAAAGUAAUUCUUGUUUUUGUAUGCACAGCUGAAGACAUGACCAUAAUACUGCUUACUUUGCUUCCACUGCAAAUUAUUCCAAAGUGUUGUGUAACUUUGCACAUUGAUGUACCUAUUCCAUAUUGUUGCAGAAAGAUUCUCAUUGUGUGACUACUAAAAGAUAGGAUAUCUUGAAGCUGUUACGGAAGUAUUUCCAUGUGCUUAAAUGUAAGGACAAGUAAGCAAGUUACAUGACUUGAAUUACGGUUUCUUUAUGCAACAUGUUUGUUAUAUACAGUGAGACCAAUAAAAUGCAAUCAGUUGG
This is a messenger RNA of Oncorhynchus mykiss (rainbow trout), 2125 nucleotides long. Its product is annotated as NADH-cytochrome b5 reductase 3. The record is from RefSeq and is a predicted model, not a curated record. Gene Ontology annotation, molecular function: oxidoreductase activity; FAD binding. Gene Ontology annotation, cellular component: mitochondrion. Lineage: Eukaryota; Metazoa; Chordata; Actinopteri; Salmoniformes; Salmonidae.